ACCAGGCAGCAAAGGCAGCAGCAGGGACGAAGGCGAAUGGAGGAUGCUGAUGUUUCAGGUGAGAUUCUGCUGGAUUUGGUGAUAAUUAAACUGAAGUGAAGGCAGUGAGACGUUCCCAGGCGUCCCCCGCUUUACAGCUGAAAGGAAGAACACUGACAGCAAUAUGCAAGCAGCAUGCGGUGACUGAAACUGAGGCCUGAAGGUGCAGUUGUUCCGGUGGCAGCGGCAGGCAUCCAGCUUAGAUGAAGGAUGAAGAGCCCGGUGCACAGAUGCAGGGAUGUGGAGCAUGGGCGUGGGCUGGCCGGGGCAGGAACCAACUGCCUGCAGGCCGAGCAGCGCAUCCCUAUCUCCAAAGAUGUCAUCACGUCCUCUUCCGCCUCGGCCAUGUGGUUCAUCAGGGACGUCUGCGGGAUUGUGUGUGCUGUCAUCACCUGGCUGCUGGUGUUGUACGCCGAGUUUGUGGUGCUGUUUGUAAUGCUGCUCCCCUCCAAGAAUCUGACGUACAGCAUUGUGAACGGGACUCUGUUCAACACUCUGGCCUUCCUUGCCCUCGCCUCACACCUCAGGGCCAUGUGCACUGACCCUGGUGCUGUGCCAAAAGGGAAUGCUACUAAGGAAUACAUAGAAAGCCUUCAGCUGAAACCAGGGCAGGUGGUCUACAAGUGUCCCAAGUGCUGCAGCAUCAAGCCUGACCGAGCACACCACUGCAGUGUUUGCAAGCGCUGCAUACGAAAGAUGGACCACCACUGUCCCUGGGUCAACAACUGUGUUGGGGAGAACAACCAAAAGUACUUUGUGCUUUUCACAAUGUACAUUGCACUCAUCUCUCUCCACGCUCUGCUCAUGGUGGUCUUCCACUUUCUGUACUGCUUUGAAGAUGAUUGGACAAAGUGCAGUUCCUUCUCUCCUCCAGCAACAGUCAUCCUCCUCAUACUCCUGUGCUUUGAGGGCCUCCUCUUCCUCAUCUUCACCUCUGUGAUGUUCGGCACCCAAGUCCACUCCAUCUGUACCGACGAGACUGGCAUAGAGCAGUUGAAAAAGGAAGAGAGAAGAUGGGCUAAAAAAACUAAGUGGAUGAACAUGAGGGCGGUAUUCGGACACCCUUUCUCCUUAUUGUGGUUUAGCCCCUUCUCCACCCCCGACCACGGGAAGGCUGAGACCUACCAGUACGUGGUGUGAGGGCUCAGCGCAGGGAGCCAGGUGGUUGGGUCAGAACCAAAGUGGGAAGGCCGGCCCAGCGCCAUUGAACUCAGCUCUGGCAGCCCGUUUGCUGCCGCUGCUCAACGCCACUUACACUGUAUAUCCCACACUAGACAUGGACAGCUUUUCAUGUGCUUUUAUGUUGCCAACUAAGUGCGCUAUCCGUUUAUUUUUGUGUUGCCUUGAGUGAGUUGAGUUGCAGAGAAAAAGAAACACUUUGAUUUUGUGACUCCUGUUUGCAAACACUGUGAUGAAUCCGUUGUUUUUUCUUUCUGAUCUCCUUCUCUUUCUGUUGUAUCUUUUCUCUUGCUCUGUUACCUCUUGCUUGUCCUUGAAGGGUCAGUUCAACUAAAUUCCAAAAAAAAACCUGUUGUCCCAUUUUCCUGGUGGUUUCUGGCCAUGCAGAUAGAUUGUUAGCACUAUAUUUGUCAACUAAUAUGCAAAAAUAGGAAAUUAUGUAUUAGGUAAGUGACAAAUAGUUAUUUGCAUGCAUGUAAUGCAGGCCUGACUGGGGCUUGUGAUAUUAAAAUCAGCUCAUCUCCCCCACAGAAAGAAAUCCCAAUCAUUGUCUUAAGUUUAAAAAAAAGUUGCAAGGAAACACUUUAACUGCGAGAUCUUUUCUGAAUAACUAGCAAAUUGUUUUUAGACUUUCAACUUGCUGCUGAGUUCUGAAACCUCAAACAACAUCCCACCCUUAUUCUACUAGUAAUCAAAAUUAAGUAGAGGCCACUAGAUGGUAGUAAAGAAUGUUGUUUUGUAAUUUAGGAGAACUGACUCUUUAAAUCUUCCUCCUGACAGACAGUAGUCGGUAAUGUGUUCCAGACAUGGACAAAGUAAACCUUUUAAAUGGGUCCCCAGUGGAAUGGAUUGUUGGAGCCACUGUGCGAACAGAUCCAUGCUCACGUCGAUCCUUUUAAAUGAAGUUUGCCAUCAUUCUUGUGGAUUUUUAUAGGCUUAAAUUAGUGUCAUAGUAAUUUAACAAAAUCUCCCAAAAAUCAACAAAAACGAAAAUAAACUGAAAGCAAAAAAAUGAGGUCAAAGGCAGACGUAAUGGUAAAAUUAUACAAGAGGGCUAAAUUUGAUUUCUUUGUCUUCUGCUGUCACUUUUCCAGUUUCACGGCUGAAUUUUUUCUAUUCAUGACACAAACUACGAGUGGCACAUUGGUAUUUUCCCAUGACUCGUGCGGUUACUACAAAAUGCAUGACACUUCUGAACUUGAAAAUAUCUAAUCAACAAAUUUUAAAAAUUAUAUAUAAAAUGAGAUGCUUAAUGAAUUCAGCCACCUGAAGUCAUUCACUACUUAAAGCUAAAGCAUAAAAUACUAUACAAGUUUAGAAAUAUUCUCCUUCAAAAACAUCAAUUUCAACAUGAGUGUUCUUCUUACAAUCUUGUGUUAACACGUGUCAGGCAGAAAGUAUCUCUGCUGAUAACACAGCGCUACCUCCCCAUCGGACGGUUACUUCUAGACACAAAGGUCAAUGGAAGUGCAACAAACUGUGUGGUUAUCACAGGUUGUCCUGACAAAGUAAAAGUGGCAGAAGCCUCAGCAGUGUACAGACUCAUGCUUUCGGAUUAACAACAUGUUAGCUUCAGUCAGCCUGAGAUCGAUUAACACAACCUUCCUUAUAAUCAAAGACAAAUUUAAAAGACUCUUAAGAAAUCAAAUGUGGCACUUUUGCAUAUCUAAAACAUGUCAGCUCAUUUUUUGCCUUCAGUUAGCUUAUUAUUUUUUGUUCGAUUCUUGGGAGAUUUUGUUCAUUUAUUAUGACAGCCCUAUAGGUUUUUGGUCUAUUAUGGUUGUGAAAAUAUUUAACAUUUGCCACAUUCUGCCUUCUUUCCUGCUAGUAAUGAUUCUGACUUCUAUCUUGCAGUCUUACAAAUAGGGAUGCACUGAUGCUGCUCUUACUUUCCUGAUACCAGCAUCUGGUUGUCCACUCAGUGCUGAUUCCCACUCGUACACCACUUAGACACAACGCAUCCAGGAACUCUCUGGGGUUAUUUUCAUGUAAAAUAACAUGAGGUGGGGGAAGGCUGUGGCACCAGAAUCUGAGAUCGUAGCCUACUCUGGCUAGCUGAUGGAUUAAUGCUGAAUAUUUACAAUGGAUUUGACAUUAAAAUGACAGUAUUAGGCCUGAUAUUGAUCAGUGCAUCCCUAAGAUCCAGAACUAUUCAAAUGACUGUGUUGUAUUUGAGUCUGCCAUGACUGACUCUGGAGUAUCCCUGUUAUAUUACAACAUAAAAGACCAAAAAAGUCACACUGCAGUUUAAUCAUGUGUUCAAAGUGAUUUUAAUACCUACAUGUUGCCCAAGUGUGGAACAUCGUCCCUGAUUCCUCUCUGAUACAUGCUCGACACAAACAAAGUCUCUGUCAGAAGGCAGAGAUGCAUUUUAUUUUCGGCCCGAACAAGCCAGGAGGUUUCUGUUUGCUCCACCAAACAGAAUCCGAUCCACAGUCAGAACGCCAGCUGUCUUUGGUUGUGGCAAGUUUUUGCUGAAUCAUUCAAGGAAAUGAAAUGCUUUCAGUCAGUACCAAUGUUAACCUCAAUCUGUCCGUGCAGAAAAACAUGGUCGUCAGAAUGUUUUUGACAGACUGUCAACAACCACGUUGUAACAUAUGUUCAUUCUCCCCUCUCCCCUUUUUCUAUCGUUUUUUUUUCUUUUUUUGAAGAAAGGUUUAGCCUCCCACAGUCGUCUCCCACCAACCUCCCUGUUAGCGUGUGCAUGAACACUUGCCAGUGAAUCAGCUCCUGUGGUGUUUUCAUGUUGUGAGCAUGUGCCAAAUUCAAUUCACAAUUACACGACUAUUUGGGAAAGCUAUGAAAUGAAAUUCUUCACACAAAAAAACAAACAUCUCUGGCUUGGCUUGAAAAUCAUCUUUGCUGUGGGAAACCUGUUAAAUCCUGUGUGGAGUUAAAGGGAAGCUCUGUGUAAAACAUGUCUGCAGCAGCUGGUCUGUAGUUCUGCACUAUUCUGACUACUUCAAAGCAUUUAACAAAGUAUUAACUGUCACCAUUCACAUUUACACAAGUACUAAAAAGGCUGAAUUGCACUUUGUAUUUAUCAUUUAAGAUUUUCUUCUGUGUGAACUGUUCUGUUCCAAGAUGUGCAUUUUAUUCUUCUAUUCUUUGUUUACAUGGUAUUGUAUGUAUCCUUUGUUAUUUCUGAAUGCAUGGUACAGAUGAAGGCUAGUUUAGUCAUGUGUGUGAAGCUCUGCUGAGAUGAUGGUGCCAUGUGUCGCUGGUGAGAGUGACGGUGGAGAUGAUUUGUUUUUUACAGAAAUUUGAAUUCUUUCUAAAUAUUCUGAAGAUCUUUCAGCACAUGAACAGAGAAUAAAUGCUUCUCUGUUGCAAUGCAAAAAUUGUGUUUGCUUCUUAUUUGGGAUGCUUUUUCCCGCUCAAGGAGCUAUUAUGGUGUGUUUUCUGAUAUUGAAAUGUUAUAGAAACCGUUUCUAUUUUCCCUUCAUGCACUUCUUUGCCCACAUGACCCUCACAUCUUGCAUUUUCCCUUCAUCCUUGUUUUCCAUCUGCUCCCCCUUUUACUGUGUGUAAUCUGGCUAUUUCCCAUGCAGUGUCUUCUCCACACUCAUGCAUUUUGCUUUGGUUGAUAACCCGCUCUGCCAAAAAGCUUUCUGAAGCAGACAGCUCUAUAUAGUCUUGACAGAGGUAAGCUUGCUAAAGAGGUCACAUUAGCUGUCCCAUCCAGCUGAACAAGUCGCCAGCAUGCUGGUUUCGAUCAGAAGGCCAAAGUGCGCUUUCAGUCCAUUUUUUUGCUGUGUUCUAAUUCAACCAAACUUUGGGAAUGAAUGAGUGAGCUGUGUGUACUGUGAUGCAUGCGUCACACUUUGAUUUUUGAAAUGCAUGUGCGUCAUUUUGUACAGUGUUAUAGAAUCUUGGGCAUGUUUCUUUGAAAACAAAUGAACUUAAAUUGAUACUUUUAAGGACAGAGCUGAGACUUAAUACAACAUCAAAUGUAUUUAAUGUAGAUUCAGAGUCAGUGGUUGCUGUAGCCUCUCCUGUCUGUAACUCGCUGUGACGUGAUCCUUCCACAACUACACUGUAAAAGACUGCGGUAAAGUGUGAACCAAAGUGCAGCUGAAGCUGAUAUUCCACUGUCUUACCUAUUGAAGAGCAAAUCUUUGCUAAAUAUUACUCCAUGUCCAUCAGCAAAUACAUAAUUCUGAGGAACCAACUUAAGCAAUAUUUUUGAAAAUAACCACAAUUAGUUUGUGUGUUUCUGUGUGUUUAUGUACACUACUGUUGAAAAGUUAGGGUUCACCCAGACAAUUUCAUGUAUUUCAUGAAAACUCACACUUUUAUUCAUGUGCUAACAUAACUGUACAAGGGUUUUCUAAUCAUCAGUGAGUCUUUCAACACCAUUAGCUAACACAAUGUAGCAUUAGAACACAGGAGUGAUGGUUGCUGGAAAUGUUCCUCUGUAUCCCUAUGGAGAUAUUCCAUUAAAAAUCUGCUGUUUCCAGCUACAAUAGUCAUUUACCACAUUAACAGUGUCUAGACUGGAUUUAUCAUUCAUUUAAUGUUAUCUACAUUGGAUAAAAAAAAAUGCUUUUCUUUCAACAAUAAGGACAUUUCUAAGCGACCCCAACCUUUUGAACGGUAGUGUAUGAAGCUACAACCAGCUGCUUAGCUUAGCAUAAAGAUUUUAGAGAACUGCUAACCAGGUUUUGGUAAAAAGCAAAAAUAAAAAUCCACUUAUGAAGACUUCUAAAGCUCAUUGACAUGAUGUAUCUGAUUUGUUUAAUUUGUUCAAAAACUGAAGUGUACUUUGAACACAACCCAUGCAGCCUUGGUGUCGAAUCCAAAACACUUCUGCAUAAGGUUUGGUGUCAGAAAAACUCUCAUUUUCAGUAAAGACAGACCCUGUCACAGUGCAUUUUGAGGAUCAUCACAGAUCUCAUAUUGAAUUUUAUCUCCUAUAUUGGAAUUCCAAAUAAAACGUGACCUCCUAGUAUUGUCCAAAGUUAGUCUUUCUAGUACUAAAUUCAACCUUCCUUACUCUUAUUAUGCCAUAUCAGACAGUCAACCUUGGUAGCUGCACUUUUCGAGGUGUUAAAUUUCUUUUUCCUCAGAUAUUUGUUUCCCCUUACAUAUACUUCCCAACAAUCAAACCCUAAACCAUCAAGAAAAGGCCCGACAGUGACAUGUUCAGAUGGCCAGUGGUUCAAAACCCAAAGAUAUUCAGUUUACUAAAAUAUGACAUUUUAAAGGCUGGAAGCUUCUGCCAACCGUCCAUCGGUAUCUGUACAGUGGACAAGAGCAGUAAUUUCUUAAACAACCACCAGCACAUUUAUUAGAGAGGUCCAGUUUAGCAGCUGAGAUCAUGUCUCAGUAUCAGUCUUAGUGUUUCUAGAAGGAAGUUGGAGCUUUUCCAAAGGGGCUUGGUUGGAGCCAGUGGCCACCGUCAGGGUCAAGUUCCGGUAGUUUCUGCUUGGUUGGGAUUAAGCAGUGCUGGUGUUUAAUGAGGAAAUGAGACUUUAACACAAGUUAUGGGCAAAACAGCAGUGAUUCAUGAUAGGAGGAAGAGGCCUUCUCACUUUGACUACACAGUCCUGAAGUAUCAUGUUAACUUCAGCUGGACUUCAGGAUACAGUUUGCAAACAUCGUCAUCUAAGUCAAAAUCAAAAUGUGUCCAGUUCUCAUCAGCCUCAGCUCUGCUUUGUGUUUAAUGCUAAUUAAAUAGUAGAGCCGCUGUAGACACAAAACGAGGGCUGUGGGUUUUGCCCCAUAUUUUCACAGUGUAGUCAGACUAGGAAGGUGUCACUUCAUGCCUGGUAUGAAAUGGAGAAAUAAUCAGCAAACAGGAAAACUUUGAACAUGCAUAGGAUAAAUUAGUAUUAGGAUUCAAACAUAUCCUUAGAAUUUUAAUUUGAAGACUUAUUUUGUGUCUGCGUAUGUUUUAGUCUGAGAAACUAGCCCAAAAGCAGAGUCAUUAUGUGUUAAUAUAACGUUGUGUUGUGAUUGAUAGUGCAUGCAGACGAACACAUCCGGUGCUUUUUUUUUUUUUUUU
Molecule: messenger RNA, 7225 nt
Organism: Amphiprion ocellaris (clown anemonefish)
Lineage: Eukaryota; Metazoa; Chordata; Actinopteri; Pomacentridae
Gene: zdhhc3a
Product: zinc finger DHHC-type palmitoyltransferase 3a
Exons: 7
Coding region: 250-1179 (309 amino acids)
Biological process (GO): protein targeting to membrane; peptidyl-L-cysteine S-palmitoylation
Cellular component (GO): Golgi apparatus; endoplasmic reticulum
Molecular function (GO): protein-cysteine S-palmitoyltransferase activity
Source: RefSeq, a predicted model, not a curated record